UGCUGACUGCCAGUGCCUUUGUUAAAUGUUUCUGCUUCACGUGGAGAUGACUGUGACAGUCCCCAGGAGCCCUGGGACUGUGGCUGGAAUUGUGAUGUUUAUUUGCAUGGUCCUGAGGACUCCCAUGGCUCACCAUAGAGAUGCUCCAAAGGAUUUCGUGUACCAAUUUAAGGGCAUGUGCUACUUCACCAAUGGGACCGAGCGUGUCCGGCUCAUGGCCAGACAAAUCUACAACCAGGAGGAGACUCUGCACUUCGACAGCGACGUGGGGAAGUUUGUGGCUGUGACAGAGCUGGGGCGGCUGAAUGCUCAGAGCUGGAACAGCCAGAAGGACCUCCUGGCAGAGUAUCGGGCCCUGGUGGACACACUGUGCAGACACAAUUAUAAGGAGACUGCUCACUUCACUGUGCAGCGGAGAGUGGCGCCCACAGUGACCAUCUCCCCAGCCAAGACAGAGGCCCUAAACCACCAUAACCUGCUGGUCUGCUUGGUGACAAAUUUCUAUCCUCGUCGAAUUAAAGUCAGAUGGUUCCGGAACAAACAGGAGGAGACAGCUGGAGUUGUGUCCACGCCUCUUAUUCAGAAUGGGGACUGGACCUACCAGGUUCUUGUGAUGCUAGAAGUAACACCACAGCGUGGAGACAUCUACACCUGCCACGUGGAGCACCCCAGCCUCCAGAGCCCCAUCAUAGUGGAGUGGCAGGCACAGUCUGAAUCUGCCCAGAGCAAGAUGCUGAGUGGAACUGGGGGUUUUGUGCUGGGGCUGGUCUUCCUUGGCCUGGGCUUUAUCAUCCACCUUUGGGAUAAGAAAGAACAUCCUGAGGGCCCACCCGCAGGGCUUGUGCAGUGACCCAAACAUUCUUCUUCCUGGAAUCUGUCACCUCUGUUUUUUGGUCAUAUCCUGCCAUCACCCUUGUCUAUGGUUCCCAGCCUCCCCUCUAUCAGGCCUGGAGCAAGCCACCUCUGCCAGCUGUCGCCUAUAGCGGUCCUGCUCCCACAGUGACGAGAAGCAGCUGCCAGGGCUUCCUUUUGUCCUUGGCUGUCCUGCACUUCUGCCUGUGACUGAUUUGCAGCCUGGUGCUGGAGGCACUGCUCCCGGGGCUGCCAGUGGGUCUGUUUGCACCAUAAGUAUUUUCAGCAGGCGUUUGAGGUUUUGUUCUCUUUCUGAAGACGGCCCAGGAACUAAAUGUCAAACUCUUAUCUUUCAAUAAUAUGUUAUCAAAAUUAAAUCGAUUUUUGAAUCA
Molecule: messenger RNA, 1244 nt
Organism: Hipposideros armiger (great roundleaf bat)
Lineage: Eukaryota; Metazoa; Chordata; Mammalia; Chiroptera; Hipposideridae
Product: SLA class II histocompatibility antigen, DQ haplotype C beta chain-like
Exons: 6
Coding region: 26-850 (274 amino acids)
Biological process (GO): immune response; antigen processing and presentation
Cellular component (GO): membrane; MHC class II protein complex
Source: RefSeq, a predicted model, not a curated record